Messenger RNA from Calliphora vicina (urban bluebottle blowfly), 503 nucleotides. Its product is annotated as larval cuticle protein 65Ag1-like. NCBI's taxonomy places the organism in Eukaryota, Metazoa, Arthropoda, Insecta, Diptera, Calliphoridae. Bases 47 to 346 code for a protein of 99 amino acids. The record is from RefSeq and is a predicted model, not a curated record. Gene Ontology annotation, cellular component: chitin-based extracellular matrix. Gene Ontology annotation, molecular function: structural constituent of chitin-based larval cuticle. The transcript has a single exon.
CAUUCAACGCUAACACACACGCGGCUGUAAACAUCAUCUCAACAAAAUGAAAUUCAUCAUUGUAUUCGCUGCUCUUUUCGCCCUUACCAUGGCCAACAAAGAUGCUGAAAUUUUGCACUACGAAAACAAUGUUGAACCCGAAAACUUCAGCUACUCUCUGCAGACCAGUGAUGGCAAGACUGCCGAAGAACAAGGACAUCUUGAAAAUGCUGGCACCGAAGACGAAGCCAUUUCGGUACGUGGAUCUUACUCUUACAUUGGUGAUGAUGGCCAAACCUAUCAGGUCAACUACAUUGCCGACAGAAACGGUUUCCAACCUCAAGGUGCUCACAUUCCAGUUGCUUAAGUAGCUGAGUAAAUACACAAAGAAUAGACUGUUAUUAGAUGUAAAUAUUUUAUAGAAUUUUUGUUGAUUUAUAAUUUCUUUUGUUUUUGUUUACCUUUUUUAUUUUUAUUUAAAUUUUAAAGAAAUAAAAUAAAUAAUAAUAAUUAUGAUACAUAAA